This is a messenger RNA of Linum trigynum, 5593 nucleotides long. The record is from the annotation of a GenBank genome assembly. Lineage: Eukaryota; Viridiplantae; Streptophyta; Magnoliopsida; Malpighiales; Linaceae.
CUUUCAUGGUUGCAGAUGAUCGAUCACUCUCAGUCACUAUCUCAUUAAUUAUUUGUAUGUUUGUUUAAUUAGAUUAGUGGUUGGCUUGCUGAUCAGUUUCCAAAUAGAUCAGACUGGCAAAAGGGACACAGUUAGCAGAAAUAGUAUCGUCAAAGAUUCUUUCACAGGGUUAUUUAUUUGUAAAGUAUUUCUAUUUACGUGAAUAAUCCAAAUAAUUACAGUCGUUAGAAGAGAUUUAAUAAUAGAUCAUUUAUUACAUACUAACACGUCCACUUAAAUGAAAGUCAAUUAUAUAGAUUUGAAGAUUUUACAAGUUCAAAUAUCAUAAUUUAACUAAUGAAAUCUUUGAAGUCCGAAUAAAAAACCUCUCAAUUACAUAAAACUCUGUUUACUCGACUCAGACGAGAAUCAAUAAUAGAUCUUGCAGCACAUACUAUGAGAUACGAUGUGUGUUAAAGUAUUACUGAUUGAUCGACAUUCCAUUUCCAUAUAUAUAUAUAUAUAUAUAUAUAUAUAUAUAUAUAUAUAUAUAUAUAUAUAUAUUCAUUCAGUUCCAUGGAUUAUGUACUUUGUACAAUGUAUCUGUUCUGCCACAUUGAUCUGCGAUUUGCCACAUGUUUGUCUUUAUGAAGUUCUGCAGAUUUUUUUUCUUCUGCAGAAGUUGAUAUGUGAGCACUGAGGGCCGAGAUUCUGCUGUUUCUAUGAUUUACCCUAUUAUUAAAAACUGAUCCCUGUUGGCCUAUAAGCUGGUUCAGAUCAUUGAAGCUUGCUCGGCGUUGUUAAAAGUUUGUUAAUCCUUUAGAUUAUGUGCAACGAGCCCGAGUCCUCGUUACUUCCAAUAUUAACGUUUUCAAGCAGAUUAUAUGACGAGCAUGUGCAGACUUCAAGGUUAUUUGAAUGAGUGUGUAAGAAAGUUGGUUAAAAUCUAUGCAUGAAUCUCUAUCAACAACUCGAGUUAUUGGAAUCGGUUGGUUUACUUACAGAAAAAACCAUUAAUAUGUUGAAGUCUCAAUAAUACUUGAGUUGUUAGAGAGUUGUAUAAGAACGAGCAUAACCUUCUCCUAACAACUCAAGUUAUCUCUAACACGCCCUCUCAAACGAAAGUCAACCCAUGGGUUUGAAGUUUGCACAGACGAUCACAAUACCUUCUGCUUUAAUCAACUGUUAAUAUUGGGGGUCGUGGAGAUUCGAACACACGACUAGUACUUGGUCAAACCAGCUCUGAUACCAUGUCAUAAAUCAGUUGGUCUCAAUAACCGGAAUAGAAAACUCUGAUACAUAUAUGUGUCUAUAUCAUUAACCGGUUGGUCCUAAUAAUUGAUUUUUAUCGGUGCCAUACGGAGAAGGUAUUUUGGUUUCUAAAUGGUGUGUCAUGUGACUGAUAUCUAGUUAUCUACUAUCCUACGUGUGUCUGUGUGUAUCUCUCUUUUAUACAGUUUUUUUUUUUUUGGUAAGAACUCUUUUAUACAAUUUUGAUUCGUAGUUAAUUAUACUUAUGGAUUUUAUAUAUGCGGGAAAAUAUUUUUUUUAAGCUAGCAAAUAAUUAAAUAAAUAAGUUGAAAACCCAAGUGUCCACAUAUCCAUUGGUUGGCAGGAACAGAAGAUUUUGUUGUACUAGAAUAUUGCCGCAGGAAGUCCCCAUGAAAUGAACAUAAUCGCCCUUCCAACAGAAGAUUUUGUUGUACUAGAUUAUUAUAAAGUGAUUUAUAUAUAUAUAUAAACACAGUCAUGUAGAAUUGAUGGCAGCUAGCUAAGAUCAUAUAUAGUGAUUCUGCCCCACAUGUGUGUAGAUGCUGCUGCUGUGAUGUGGGAUUCAAUUUUUCCCGUCGAUCAAUCAUAUUCUUGUAUUACUUAAGAGAUCGUAUAACAUGUCUCAAAUUUAAUACAACGCGAAAGGCGGAAUCUAUUACAGACUCCCCGUGAAAGGUUCACCAUAACAAGCCAACAUCAAUGACGUCCCAAACAUAAACAUCAGCUAUGGAAUAAACAUCGUGUCUGUCUCGUAUCAUCCAGAAUCCCAAUGUUAUAGAGGACAGAGAGCCACUUCCCACUUCACGCUCAGUUGCGUCAAGUAUGCGACGAUAAGUCUUGCUUUUCGCAAUAUACACGUUAUUGGUUGAGUAGAUGGAUUUGCAAGUUGCUUCAAGAGUUUGGCUACAUGAAUUGUUGCAACUUUGUGAGAUUCAUCUAUAUAUGUCAAUCAUCAAUCAAUGGAAACAAGUUAAAUAACUUGCAAGUGCUGCAACAUAUUCAUAAAUUUGGCCCCUCCGUCUAGGCAUAUAUUUAUGAGGGAAAUUUUAUGAGAAUCUGGAAAUUGGACCAACAUCCCAAUUGGUAGUGUGAUCUAUCUUGGAUAUGGGUUUAAUUUUCUGUUGUUAAUUUGCUUGAUUUUUAAAUUCCCCCACCAUGCAUUAUGCAAUUAACUAUAUGAUCUUUUUUUCUCAAAUCUCAGAGCUUUUAAAUUCUUUAACAUGAAUUAUAUAUGUAGAAACCUCUUUUUUAUAUUAUGGAUAUACGUGUAUCAAUGAUUUUUUUUAUAUUACAGGGGCAUAAAAAUUCUCACAACAAUACUUACCUGAAAACUAACUAAAUACUUCACUUUGGGCAAAAUUGUUUAUGGCCCGAUGUUAUGUAUGAGGACGGGAUAACGAGAACUUCUUUAUCGGACGGAGUUGAUAAUCUAUGAUAAUAAUAUAUGUUCUAGUUUAACACGUGUACUUGGAUUUCCCCAAAUAUAGAAAACUUUCUUACUUCCCACAAGCUUAACCAUAUUGUGGAAGACGUACUCUUCCUAGCGGAGAGAGAGUUACAAUGAGUAAGCUAAAAGUCCUUCAGCAGUCAAGCUCACAAAGACUCGUAGAGAGUGAAUAAGGAUCAAGUUUGUUUAAUCAGAAGUGUCAAGUUAAAAUCUUUGAAGCUCCGAAAAUCCAACCCUUCUAUAUAAAUGUAUAUACACGCCCUUUUGCUCUAAAUUCACCAUUUGAAAUUAAGGUAUUUCUAUAAUAGUUAUAUUUUUUUUCUCAGUUUUUGUUUCGUUCAAUCGAUCACGGGACUGGAUACUAUAACAACACCCCUUGUGUUGUUAUUGUAACAACACUAGCCUCCAACCAAUAGGAAGCUAAGAUUGUGAUGACUUUUUAUUAGAUGAGUUGACCUAGUGUAUAAUCAAAGCAGGGGUAUAAUUGUCAUUAUGAAAACUCUGUUUAAAUAAUAAAAUAAAUUAAAAAAUUAAAAAAUUAAAAAAAAAUAAAAAAUAUUUUUUUUAUUUUCUGCCCAAAAAUUUGGUCGUCGAAAUCUGGUCGCCGGUCACCGGAAUAUGCUUUUUUGUCGCCGGAAUAUGCUAUUUUGUCAUCGGAAUAUGCUCACCGUCGCUGGAAUAUGCUUACCGGCGUCGGAAUAUGCUUACCGGCAUCGGAAUCUAGUCACCGGGGCCGGAAUAUGCUUAUCGGCGCCAGAAUCCGCUCACUGACGGUCAUCGGAGUUUGGUCAACGAACUUCGUUGACCGGUCAACGGUCUUCGUUGACCGGUCAACGACCACCGGAUGUUUGGUCUACAUUGUGAGAUUUAUGGUUUGGUUUCUCAUAUUUUCGUAUGCCUUUUGUGGUUUGCUUUAUCGCGUUUGUGGUUUGCAUUACGAAGUUCCUGGUUUGCUUUAUCGUGUUUGUGGUUUGCAUUGAGAAGUUUCUGGUUUGCUUUCAAAAACUUUGUGGUUUGCAUUGUGGGGUUUUUGGGUUGUUUUAGGAGAUUUGUGGUAUGCAUUAGGAGGUUUCUGGUUUGUUUUUGUGGUUUGCUUUAACGUGUUAGUGGUUUGCUUUAUCGCGUUUGUGGUUUGCAUUAAGAAGUUUCUGGUUUGCUUUAUCGUGUUUGUGGUUUGCAUUGAGAAGUUUCUGGUUUGUUUUCAAAAAUUUCGUGGUUUGCAUUGAGGGGUUUCUGGUUUGUUUUAGAAGAUUUGUGGUAUGCAUUAGGAGGUUUCUGGUUUGUUUUUGUUGUUUGCUUUAACGUGUUUGUGGUUUGAAUUAUGAGGUUUCUGGUGUGUUUUUUAAAAUUCUGUGGUUUGCUUUGUGAGGUUUCUGGUUUGUUUUAAUAUAUUUUUUGUCUGCAUUAGGACGUUUCUGGUUUGUUUUUGUGGUUUGCUUUAAUGUGUUAAUGGUUUGCGUUAUGAGUUUUCUGGUGUGUUUUUGAAAAUUCUGUGGUUUGCUUUGUGAGGUUUCUGGUUUGUUUUAGGGAAUUUGUGGUAUGCGUUGGGAGAUUUCUAGUAUGUUUUUGAAAUAAUUGUGGUUUGCUUUGUGAGGUUUCUGCUAUGUUUUAGACUAUUUGUGGUAUCUAUUGAGAGGUUUCUGGUAUACUUUUUGUGAUUUGUUUUACUGUGUUUGUGAUAUGCAUUAUGGAGUUUAUGUUAUGUUUUGUGGGAUUUCAGGUCUAAAUAAGGAGAUUUGUGAUAUGGAUUAAGAAACUUUUGAGAUUAUAAAUUUUUUUGAAUGCAACGCGCCAAUGUUACACAAAUUAAGAUCGCAUCUUCAAACUAAAUCACAAUAAACUAUUGGCUGCUCAAUUUGUAAUUAAUCUAUCUACUGACAAAUUAAGAAACAACAAAUUAGUAAUUGAGAAACAACAAAUUGGAACAAACUGACAAAUAGCUCUUUCGCAGGAGCUGACUCGACCUAAGAAAGCUUUUGCAAGCAAACUGGAUCAAUUAAUCUAUCCAUUGUCCACUCAAUUGGUAAUUAGAAACAACAAAUUGAACGAGAAGUACUUCAUGGAAAUCCUUUGGAAUGAAUUUCCCCUUCACUAACUCGUUCACAGUCGGUGCCGCCAUGACCGCGAAUCUCAAGGAAAGGAAGCGCGGCGAAGUUGCAGGACAAGGACAACCAUAGAGAUAUGAGUCUCAACGGGGCAGCUUGGGAGCCUCAAUGAAGUCGAGUCGGCGCUGCCAUGGCCGCGAAGCUCUGGGAGGGAGAAAGAGCGGUGGAGCUGCAGGUAGAGGAGAGCUGGAGAGAAACGAGUAGCGACAGAGCAGCAGGGGAGCAAGGAGUGCCGGAAUUUCAGAGUUCGAUUUCUCCCCGUCCCUCCAGUCUUGAUUUCCUCGAUGAUGGAGCCGAUUACAAGCUGGACUACUGCAAGGUGUAAUCGGGGACAUCACAAUAGAGAAGAUCACUGUGGCGGCUAUUUGUCCGGUCGGUACCUGAGAAAUCGACGGCGGUGACGGGAUUCUUUGUGAUAGUUUGAGAUCGGAGGAGGACGGUGCUUCUGCCGUCGGAGUCGAAAGAGGCGUUUUCUAUGGGCAGCGAAGGAGGGGGAGUGCUGUUGUAGAUCUCGUAAUUGAGAGGGACAACCGAAAUCUGGGGAGGGUUGCGGAGUUACAGGACACGGAAGUUGGGAAGGAAAAAUAUAUAUUAAUUAAAUUUUAGUUUUGUUUAAUUUACCCUUAUACCCUUGUUGUUAUAGUAACAACAAAAUAGGUGUUGUUAUACUAUCCGGACCCAUCGAUCACUCUUACAAAGAGGAUAGAACAAAGGUACAGAAGACAAUAGUUUAUCUAUUACGAAACCAGAAAAGGAAGUCAAACCUUUUUAAUAAGCGCGGGAUGAUAAC